This is a messenger RNA of Durusdinium trenchii, 2070 nucleotides long. The record is from the annotation of a GenBank genome assembly. Lineage: Eukaryota; Dinophyceae; Suessiales; Symbiodiniaceae.
AUGUCAGACCCUUGCGCCAAAGGUGGAAUCCUUGCUGAGAAGCGUCCAAGAAUCACUUGGUUUGAGAGCCUGCAGAGUGCAAGCUCUGAGCUGCCAGCAUUGAAGAAAGGCACCAGUGGUGGCAUGACCCAGAAAUUGGAGGAGGCAACGCUUGCUUCAGCAGAGAAAAUUGCACAGGAGAUGCUAGAGAACCAGGCUGAAGGCCAUACCUCGUCAUCUGUGAACACCAUCUUGCAUACCUUGAAUCUCUUUCCCGAAAAGAGUGGGGUACUGCAGCUGGCCAAAAAAGUGGGUAAGCUGAAGGGGAAGGGUGCUGGCAGUCUGGCUUUGCCCGAGCUCAGAGCUCUGUUGAGCAAGUACCCUGAGAAACCACAGGAUCAUGAUGUGUCCAACAUUGACGAAUGCCUUGGGAAAUUCAAGGUUGAACACCUGCUAGAAGCACUGAAUAAGUGCAGAGACCAGCAAGUGCUUGAUGAGACCAAGCUCAAGGCACAACAAGCGCUUCACCUGCACUUCAAGUUGGUCAAGGAUGACUCGGACACAGCCAGAGAAAUCCAUGACAUCACCCUUUAUGUCAAGCAAGUGCAAGCGUUGGCAAAAGAGAUGUGGGCUGACUCUCCUCUUCACAAGUGGGCUCUUUCGCACAUUGACGCUGUGGCUUGUGGGGUUAGCUUCAAAAGCCUCUUGCGUGACUAUGUGGACCUUGGGCCAGAUGAGAGCACAAGGCAGCUGCGUGACAGCAAGUCAACCAGGUUGUCAGGUUUGGUCUCCAAUGCUUUGCAGGUUCACAGUUCGCUUGAGAAUUUGCAGAACGAGCUGGCCAAGGUUGCUUCUGGUGUGGAGGACCUUUGCAUCCCUGGCCAGGACAUUCGAGAUCAAUCCUCCUCACAGGCACUUGAGGAGCUGCUGCAGGAUCCAAUCUUUCAGACCACAUUGGAACGCCGUUACCAGAAGUUUGCAGAAGACAUCAGUGCAGCUGUGUCCCAAAUUCAGAAGUUGGGGCAGGGCUACCAUGAUCCCAAGAGUGAAAUGUCUUGGAAGAAGGAUUUGGCGAACGAUGCUAGCUUGAAGGAGAUCCUUGAGCAGGCAGCAAAGACCAUCAAGCAACUGGAUCCAAAGGCUAUUCGAGACGCACAGAAGGCAAUGGAUCAGGCAGUGAAGCAAGCAGUGCCAUUUUUCAACCGCUCCUCUGACCUUGCCAAGAAUGACGCGGGCCUCCGCUCUGUCAUCAAGCGGGCGUCCAUCAUCACCAUGGAUCUUGAGGUCAUGCUGAGUGAAGGCACCCUGACUGAGGCCAAGGGUGUGGAGACAAUGCUGUCUUUCUUGCGGCAUCUGCCACAAGCCCAUGUUGCGCCUGCUACAUCCGAAGCUGUAAAUGCAGCAGCGGCUGCCAUUUUUCAACGCGCAGCUGUGUGGUUGGAUGAAGUGGAUGAGGUGGACUUUGACCAGCUUCAACAUGUGUUACAUUUGGCUUUUUGGUUAGGUUCCGAAGAUGAGGAUGUGGCAUUGUCUGCGCUGGGAGCAAUUGAGAGAUUUACGCUUUACAGGAGCGAGAACGGAGCUACUCUCUUGCAAUCAGAUGUGCUCCAGGUGCUACAUCGGAUCAUUGGACACAACCGAGCACCGGAGUUAGUUUCAGAGGCGUUCACUCUAUUGUUUCGGCUUUGUGAUGCACCAGCACCAGCUGUCGUUCCCUUGGUGACAGAUGAAAGUGAUAUUGUGCGAACUGUGGUUGAAUCAAUGACACAGGCUCCGCUGAACAUGCGUUUGCAGCUCGCUGGUAUUCGCUUGUUGGCUCUUUGGUCACAGUUGGACCUUGGAGAGGACCCUGCCGUGUCUGAAUCGAAGGACUUGAAACAGUUUAUCAGGGAGGCAAAUGGUUUUGAAGUUUCCAGGGAGGUGAUCGCCAAUCUGAAGCGAGCUGGGCUGAGCCAUGCCGCUGGUUGGAUGUCAACAAUAUCUUGUCGUUUGCCGCAACAAGUCCGUGGAAGCAAAGACUCCAAAGAAGAGUAUCAAGGACGAUCAUUUUCACGGACGAGUGCCGGCUCUUCUCGUGCAAAAUCCAAAUAG